AUGCCUCUAGUGAAACAACCCCUUCCUGACAACUGGCUCUUCGUACGCCUCCCAGCUGACCAUGCAGCUAGAAAAAUAGAAGCCUACGCUAUCUACUCUAGCCUACGGUCUCAACUAAACUCAAACAGUUCAGCACUAAAAGAAGUUCAAGCUACAAAGACUGGUUUUGCACUAUGUCCCUCAUCCCCAGAAGCCCUCCUAACCCUUAAGGCCCAAAAAGAGAUUAUCUCUGCAUUCUUUGUGAACUGCCAGAUAGAACAUAGCUCCCGAUGGGUCUUGUACCGAGUCACCAAUGUGCCAAGGAAAGUUGGCCAAAUCUUGGACAGUCAAUACUCUCUAAUCCCUGUCAAUCCUACACUACUAUCCUCAGAAAUCAGUGAAACUACAAGACUCAAGCCUAUAUCUAUUAGCGAGACCGCUACAAGUGCCGCCAACCCUGAUACUCUUUCCUUAAGCUGGUUUUUAUCCAAUGCACACGAUGCUGGAAAUGGUAUAAUGCAUAAUCCUGUGCCUGCCCCUCUCGAUGCCGGCUCUGCGGCUCCUCAGAGCAUACUGAAUAGGGACAUGUUAACUGCUGCACAGCCCUGGAGCCUCAUCAGUGCCCUCCUAGAUGUAUACACUGCCAUGGACCACAUCCUGCUGAUUUCCCAGAAUGCCUCCUGCGCCCUAAAGGCAACUCUAAACAUACUAAAGCUCAAUAAGCAGAGAUCCGGAAAUCCUGUGCUAUUAACCUUGCAAAAGCUCGAACUGAAGGAGGAUGUAGCACUCAGCUCUCCAUUGGCACACAAGAAACACCUAUGGCACUAG
Messenger RNA from Talaromyces stipitatus ATCC 10500, 807 nucleotides. RefSeq lists its product as uncharacterized. Lineage: Eukaryota; Fungi; Ascomycota; Eurotiomycetes; Eurotiales; Trichocomaceae. The record is from RefSeq and is a predicted model, not a curated record. The transcript has 2 exons. Bases 1 to 807 code for a protein of 268 amino acids.